Messenger RNA from Clarias gariepinus (North African catfish), 5383 nucleotides. It is a transcript of the gene sez6l2, whose product is annotated as seizure related 6 homolog (mouse)-like 2. Lineage: Eukaryota; Metazoa; Chordata; Actinopteri; Siluriformes; Clariidae. Gene Ontology annotation, biological process: synapse maturation. The record is from RefSeq and is a predicted model, not a curated record. Gene Ontology annotation, cellular component: endoplasmic reticulum; neuronal cell body. The transcript is spliced from 20 exons. Bases 231 to 2846 code for a protein of 871 amino acids.
AUCGAGCUCUGCUUGUGUUCGGAAUUGCUCUAUGUGUUUGGCUGAUCACGGCGUGUUGACUUACCGCGUCUCGGCUGCUCACUCGAAGCAGUAGAUGGGCUACACAUCGACGCAUCAAACAACACGGGACGUUUAUGGCCGUUCCACCCACAUAAGCGCCAAUCCCUCGGACUUUGGAUAUUAAACACCGAAGAAAGGAACGACAAGCUUGCUUUCUCUCAUACUUCACCAUGGUGUCCACAGUUCUUGCUGUGACACUGUGUGUCACACUCAUGCACAUUUGCAUGACUACAGGUGCAGCCUUUCUCACUCCAGAUUCAGAUGCUCCUCCCACUAUGACUUCUAAUCCCCGCCCCCUGGGCACAACCACUAACCCGACUCAGGCUGUCCCGUCUGUUGAACCUCACUCCACAGUAAUGUCACCAGGUGUUCUCACAACUGCCAUGACUUCUUCAACUGCCCCCCAGUUUGGCCAGUUAGGAGGGAGGGGUGGUGUAACAUCACCACCAGCAGAGGAAGAGACCACAACAACUUUGAUUACCACCACAACAAUAACAACAGUUCAUACACCAGUGCAGUGUAAUGCAACCCUGACAGGCAUGGAAGGCAUAGUGGAGUCUCCAGACCAGCUCUCUUCAUCAAUUCCAUUUUCUCCACUAGAAUGCACAUACAGCAUCACUGUAUACCCUGGAUAUGGGGUGGAAAUACAGGUGAAGAAAGUGAACUUGUCUAAGGAGGAAUCUCUGACUAUUCUGGGACUGGAUGGCUCCGUACCUGAGCUUUUAGCCAAUGAGACAAUGAUCACUGAAGGACAGGUGAUACGUAGUACAACAAAUCAGGUGCAGAUUCACUAUCGAAGCCUGAAGCAGACCAAUCAUGGCAUUUUUACCCUUCACUACCAAGCAUUCCUUCUCUCCUGCCCAUUCCCUCUCUCUCCUGAGGGGGGUGGUGUCACUGUGACUGACAUUCACCCUGGGGGUCAGGCUCACUUCCACUGUGACCCCAGCUUUCAGGUCAGAGGUCACGAAGUCGCCACUUGUCUCAACUCCACCCGACCCCAUUGGAGCACUCCUGAGCCUCAGUGUAUGGCUGUGUCAUGCGGAGGAUGGAUCAGAAAUGCCACGGUGGGCCGUAUUCUCUCUCCUACCGUUCCCUCCAGCAGUAACCUUAGCAAUAGCAACUUGAGCUGUCACUGGUUGCUUGAGGCCAAGGAGGGCCACAGACUACACCUCCAUUUUGAAAGGAUGGCUUUGGAUGAAGACAACGAUAAGCUGAUUGUCCGCAGUGGGAAUAAUUCUAACAUGCCCCUUCUUUUUGACUCGGAUCUGGACGAUGUUCCAGAGCGUGGGAUAGUGAGCGAAGGAUCAUCCCUGUAUCUGGAACUAACAGCCGACUCUUCAUCCAUCCCUCUGUUGAUGGCACUUCGCUAUGAAGCAUUUGAUGGUGAGCACUGUUAUGAACCCUAUGUCCCUCAUGGGAAUUUUAGCAGCAGCGACAUCGCCUUCCCUAUUGGUACAACGGUAACCUUCUCAUGCUCACCUGGUUUUGUCAUGGAACAAGGAUCCGGGGUCAUGGAGUGUGUCGACCCCAGUGACCCUCAUUGGAAUGAGAGUGAGCCUGUAUGCAAAGCUCUAUGUGGCGGGGAGCUGACAGAUGCAACAGGAACCGUGCUGUCUCCUGAUUGGCCACAGAGCUACUCCAAAGGGCAAGACUGUGUGUGGCAGAUCCAUGUCAGUGAGGACAAACGGAUUGAGCUGGAUGUUCAGAUUUUGAACAUUCGUCACAAUGACAUUCUCACUAUAUUUGAUGGCCAUGACCUAAUGUCCCAUGUGAUUGGUCAAUAUUUGGGGUCACGGGAAAGGUUCCGGGUCGUGUCUGGUGGCUCAGAGGUCACCAUUCAGUUUCAGAGUGACCCAGAUGAUUCCACCUUCAUUCUGAGUCAAGGCUUUUUGAUUCACUAUCGAGAGGUGGAGCCUAAUGACACAUGCCCCACUUUGCCACCAAUUGAAUUUGGCUGGAGUAGCUCUUCCCACGUCUCACUUGUCAGGGGAAGUGUAAUAACCUAUCAGUGUCAACCUGGUUAUGACAUUGUGGGCUCUGACAUUAUCACCUGUCAGUGGGAUCUGUCCUGGAGCAACAGUCCACCUACCUGUGUGAAAAUUCAGCAGUGUCCUGAUCCAGGGGAGGUGGUGAAUGGAGCACGCUCAGUUCACCCAGAAUUAGGCUUCGCAGUUGGAACAGUGGUGCGCUUUACCUGUAAUCAAGGUUACCAGCUGGAAGGCCCUAGUCAGAUCUCCUGCCAUGGCAGAGACACUGGCAUGCCAAAAUGGAGUGAUCGUAGCCCCAAGUGUGUUUUGAAGUAUGAUCCAUGCCCAAAUCCUGGCGUGCCAGACAACGGUUACCAAACGCUGUAUAAACACAGUUACCAAGCAGGGGAGACCCUGCGCUUUUUCUGUUAUGAAGGCUAUGAGCUGAUUGGAGAGGUCAUCAUUAAUUGUGUCCCAGGACACCCCUCUCAGUGGAACAGUCCACCCCCUUUCUGCAAAGUGGCCUAUGAGGAGCUGUUGGAAGAUCACAAACUGGAAGUCUCUCAGUCAUUAGAGGCCUCCCACCAAAUGCUGAGUGAGAACAUUGCAUUGGCCAUCAUCCUGCCAAUCAUCCUGGUCAUCCUUUUGAUUGCUGGAAUAUACAUGUACUACACUAAUGUGUGUAGGUUGCAGUGGAAGCCGCUAUUUUGGAAGUCCCUCUCACACACCCACUCUUACAGUCCCAUCACAGUGGAGUCUGACUUUAAUAACCCACUGUAUGAAGCAGGGGACACAAGGGAGUACGAGGUGUCCAUCUGAAGCAACAUACAAGAAAGAAAUCAAAACCUAAGAAUGGAAAAGAAAAUGAAUGAAGGAUAUUAUGUCUGUCUCUCACUUGCAGUCCUUUAACAACUAUACCGUUCCUUUUUUUCACUCUAUUUUCAGUAUCUCUCUUGCUCGUUGCUGACUCAUGUAACAGUGUGCGUGUGUCGGUGUCAGUGUGUGUGUGUGUGUGUGUGUGUGUGUGUUGUGUGUUGAGAAAGAAGAGACUGUUAAAUAGUAAAAAGUAGAGAUGCACCAAUACCAAUACCAGUAUCAGGUAUACGUCUGAUACUACGCUAAUGUAUUGGUGAAAUUGUUCUGAUACUAUGGGACCGAUACCAGUUCACCACAGCAGCUAUGUGCAGCCCCUCGUCCUCCAAAGCUAGUCAAAGCGGGUGACAAUGUUGUUAACGCCUUCGUUGAGAGAAUAAAGUGGAACUAUUUUUGUGGUGGUAAAAUAAACUGGCAGCACAGUGGCUUAAUGGUUAGCACUGUCGCCUUGCACCUCCAGGUCCUGGUUUUGAGGUUUGAACGUGCAUAGUGUUUGCUUGUUCUCCCUGUGCUUGGUUGGUUUCCCACUGGUUCUUUGGUUUUCCCCUACAAUUCGAAAACAUAUAGAGUAGGCUAAUUAGCAUUUCCAAUUUGCCCGUAGUGUGUGAAUGUCUUUAUUGGCCUUCACGGUCUCUAGUUGGACUGCAGAGGUUCCUAUAUGGAUGGAUGCAAAAAAAAAAAAAAAAGUGCACUGCAGGAACAGCAAUCAUGGGUUUGGGUUUUCUCCCCUCUAAGUUUAUUGUCAGCAAGUGCAAGUAAGAUUAAGCUUGCAAGAUAUAAGAUUACAAGUAAGACUAAGUGCUUCUCUCUUUAUUCUAGUCUAGUCUAGUUUUUCUAACCUGACUCGCUGACAAAAUAUUUAUUAUGUUUGAUAUACAAAAAUCAUAUAAGAAGCUCAGAAAAAAUAAUCACGUCAGGCAUGAAAAUUUGCUUAUAUGCAUAGGUGCAUGAAAUGAAACUCAUUGAUCUGACAUCAUUAUUUGUGAGCAUUUGACAUGGUACUGACAGUCCCUAAAGAGACCGUUAAUUUUUUUUUAUAGUUUUCUGCCCUACCCCCGAAAAAGGUUUUUACAUUAAGAUAAAUUUGUAAUAUAUAUGGAUUUUUCGGUAAGCACAAUUGCAUGUAGUAAUUUUUUUUCCUUACCAAAAAAAUAAUCCCUAGAGCUUUUAAAGCUGUUUCACUUACCAAAAAAAUAGCACAUCACCAGCUUGUUGCUGGACAUUUCAUCACUGAUAGUCCGGUCCAGUGUUUAUCAUCAGUUUAACUGCGCAGUGGAUUAAUGAGGACGUUACUCCGCAAAGAGUCACUCUACAUGCAAAGCAGGUUCUAGGUGCAUGCGCUAGCAAGGCCAUAGCAGGCGUGUUUGAUGACAUGGGAAAUUCCAAAAAAGUUCUGUUCAUGUUGUACUUUGAAACAGAGGUAUCGGUACUCUGUAUUAGCAAAUGGAAUUCCAAAUGGAGGUACUGACAAAAUGUGGUAUCGGUGCAUCCCUAGUUAAAAGGAUUAAGCGUGAGUGUAUGGUUUCUCAUGAUUAGAUAUGUUUUAGGUGCCUUAGGGACUUAAAAGCGAUCAAGGUAGUGAUGCUGAGAAUGAGGCUCAAAAGGGUAUGAGUACAACGGUGAGUCAGCAACUUGUGGGGUGUGAAAGAGAGAGAGAGAGAGAGGGAGAGCGAGAGAGAACUUUUUCACAUGGGGAGUGAAUAAUACAAAAGACAGGAGCACACACAAACACACAUAACACGUGAACAAAAACAUGAUACCACUAUACUCAUACUCCUGUACACACACACAUGAAAAAACACAAUAUGUUGAAUGUAAAUAUUUUGAUUAGAUAUUAUGUAUACAAAACCGAUGUAUACGAAACUGAUCCAGUGCCAACGAUCCAGUGCCAUAUUGACAUCCCAUAAUGUGACGUCAGAACCAUGUUUCACAAGUUGCCAUAGUAUUUCCUACAUUUAUAAUGUAAUAAUGACCAAUAAUGCCAGCGUUUCAUAAUGUUCUUUGCUGUUUCUUAUAAAUCUCUUUCUGCUUAAUGUUGAAUGACUAUGGGAUUAAAGGGGUGGAAUGUCUUUCAUGCUUAGGGCACGCAACGAUUGUAUAUUUUAUUGCUUCAGCUUAGGAUUCAUUCAAACAAUUAUCCUUACUAUCAUUGUUUAUCAGAGUUGAUGUUGUUGCAUAUGCACUAUGUUGACAAAAAUAUAAAGAAAAAAAAUCAGCUGCUUGCUGUGAUCGCAGUAUCAAACUGAACUGCUUUUUAUAAUGUUAUUUUUUAAUUGAAUCAUGGUUUGUUGUUACUAUUAAGCGGUGAAUUUUUGUCUCUUCCACUGUGCCAUACUUGGAGUCUAGCUGUGGACUCGGUUGCAUUGAAGUAUUACUAAUAUUCAAUUGUUCAUAUUAUUUAUUAAUCAACAUAAUAUAUUGUCAUGAAGGCAUAAUUUAUUUGCUAAGAUUUAAGAAUAAAUAAAGGUCUCUUGGAUGGUGAA